UGUUUGUGCUCCUCAGCAUCCUCGCCACACCCUCCUCACAGCAGCAGCAGCAGCAGCAGGACCAGCAGCAUGAUGCGAGUCGUCCCGUUAGUUUUGGCUCUCGCAGCAGUCUGCAAUGGCAUCCUCCCUGAGAUAGUGGACUCGGGCAUCAGUCACAUCCUGGAGGAUAAUUCCGUCCAGCAGGGACAAACGGAGCUGGACCGCAUGUUUGUGGAAGUGGAGCAACUGCCCGAGGAUCCGCAGCGAAAGCCCGAGGAUGCGUUUCACCAAAGGAACAACGAGAGCGUCAGUCUCAGCCCUCAUCCCAAUAACCUUCCUCCAAGUCAUCACAAUGAAACUGCUUCUGAUAAAGUGAUUGACAGUGAAUCUGUCCACACCUCAGUAGACCAGGAGACAAACAACAUUACCACAGCCAUCCAGUCAAGUGACCUGGGGAACAAUAUUGAUCAUGGAUGUAUGACUGAUGAGGACUGUGGAAAGGGAAGGUAUUGCCUUUAUGAUAUGCACAACGCCAAGUGUCUGCAUUGCAAAGCAAUCGAUAUGUCCUGCACUAAGGAUGAGGAGUGCUGUGGUGAACAGCUGUGUGUAUGGGGUCAGUGCAGUCAAAAUGCAACAAAAGGAGAGGCUGGCAGCACUUGUCAAUACCAGACUGACUGCAACCCAGACCUCUGCUGCGCGUUCCAUAAAGCCCUGCUCUUCCCUGUCUGCUCGGCCAAGCCCAUUGAGCGCGAGCGCUGCUUUGGUGCCUCCAACCACCUGGUAGAGCUGUUGUCCUGGGACACACAGAACGAGGGACCCACAAAAUACUGCCCCUGUGCAGGAGAUCUCCACUGCCAGCACCUGGGGCGAGGGUCCAUGUGCCUCAAAGGAGAAGACUCGAGUGAAGAGGACUUGACAGACACACUAUACUCAGAGAUAGACUAUAUAAUCUGAAUUAAUUCAUAUUGCCUUCUGAACAAAUAGACAGUGGUCUCCACCGACACCUGAGGUUUGUUGCAAAGAAUCUACUAGUACUAGUAGUAUAGCACUUUCUGUUUGCCAGCUCAAUCCAACGUGGCAAAAGCAUGGAAAAUGUAUUAAAAUAUAUUUAUUUUAUUUGCUUUAAUUGAGACCUGAGGUUUACAAUCAGUGUUUCUGAAACUGUCGAUAUAAGUCACUAACAGAAGCAGGAAACACUAUAUCUGCUGUGUUGAUACUAAACACUGGUUUCUUGAAUAUUUGCUCUAUAUAUUGUACUGUAACUAAUCCUUAUCUAAUGCUAAUCCCAGCCAUACAAUUAACACAGUAACUUCUCACCUCACUGUUUAAAAUUGUGAGAACAAGAUAGAGCAAAGUUAACUCUGAGCCACCCAGUAUGCAGUCUCACUGCAUUUACUGUGCACUAGGAACAAAAAGAAACCAGAUACAAUCAUUCUCUGUGUACUGUAUAAAACAGUGUCACAGAAGCAGGCUAUAAUAAAUGUUUGGAAUUGAAUAAAUUACACAUUUAUAUUCAUCUACAGGACGUCAACACUACCAUGACAUGUCAGCAGAACAGGUGUGUUUCUUCUUAAUCUGGUAAUGGUUUAUGUGAACAUGUAAAUAGCCAACGACUACAACAAUUGCUCAUAUUGCUUAAGAGCAAAUCUAAUUCUAGCUGCUUCAAUAUCCUAAAGUGCACUCUUCCUCAUUGUUCCUGAGAAAAUAUUUGGCAAACCUUGCCGCUUGCUGCUUCCUAGCAAUGUCAAGAUCCUCAUGUUGCUUUGUUCCAAAGAGGUACGGUUUGUUUUUGCCAAAAUGACACGACAAGAGGAAACACUGUCCAACAUGCCAUGUUGUUAUUUAUUCUGUCUACACUGUUUGUAUGGAUAUGUAUUUAUUAUGUGUUUUUCUCCUCUUUUAUAUACAUACUUAAUAUGUAUUACUUUAUUUCAACUGUCCACUGUUCAAGUAGUAUCUCAUAUCCAUUAUUAACAGACCAGAAAAUAACCAAUAUACGACCAAAACAGUAACUUAUUUGACUGCCUUCAGGUUGAUUGUGAAUUACUAUAACCUGUUUUGAUACAUUUGAUGGUUAUCUGAUGGAUGUCAGUGACUUCAGGUCACAUUUGUGUCAAGGUCAGUUCAGAUCUUUCACAGUUACAGGACAGUAAUUGCUGGCCAUUGAGACAAAUCUUGCAGACAGUCAGCUGAAUGGUAUAGAGCAAAAAGGGGUCUUAAAUUACUACUCUCUAUAUUGCAAAGUUAGGUGCAAGCUUAAAUUGUAAUAAUGCUCUACGUUUUGGUCCACUGAGCUGAAGUGUAGCACAAUGCAUACCCCAACUUUAUUAGGUACACUUACACAAUCUAAUGUGAGGCACUGGUGUAUUUAUGGGUGUUUCUAAUAUUCUGUACUCAAAGUCACCAUUACAAGAAUCACAAAGACAGGAUUGGUUAUAAAGCAACUGGAUGGCCUUAGAUUGUGCAGGUGUACCUAAUAAAAUAAAUUGUGUCAUUUCACCAACAAUUAUUUUAUUUUUAUGCUGGUAUUUUUUCCUCCAUUUCCUACAACUACCCUCCUGUGAACCUUAAAUCAUAAUACGUGUCUCUUGAUUGUGUGCAUCUUUCACACAUUUUAAAAGGCCCUGCACACUGAUACAGAUGUAAUAUCUUGGCUGAUUAGUCCUCUGGGCAGGUGGCGCUCUAAUGGAAAUCACCUGUCAGCAACUUCUGUGUACUAAUCAAAAUGAUAAUGUGUGAACAAGAGACCAUCAGGGGAAAAAAUGGGAAGACAUUUGGAUAUCUCACUGUAGAAAAAGCACAGGUUUAAAUAAUAAAAUGAUUUAUGGAUGAAUUCCAUUUAGCUGCUUCAGUUUCAGGGUCCUGGUAUUGUGCAUGCUGCUUACUGUCAUAGCUUACUGGGACACUUGUAUAGAACAAAGCAGUUGUGCUUUUCCUACUGUAACAUAUCAAAAUAUCUGCUAUGAAAAAGGCCUGUAAACACCUCAUAUUGCUUGCUUGUGCUCUGUGUCUUUCAUGUACAGCAGUGUGUUUACAUCAACAUCUAGGCUGUAAUACUAAUGCAAGCAAUACCUGAUCUAUGUGUGAAUAUAGCAAUAUACUGGUGCUGGAUGUUAACUUGCAUACAGCUAAAACUGUCAAAUAUAAGCUCUGCACUGUUCUUAAGCACUUGAAACCUGACACGCAGCUUGUACAACUCUUGCUUUUAGAAAAAUAAAAGUUUUUUUUUUAAAACACAUAA
Molecule: messenger RNA, 3220 nt
Organism: Dicentrarchus labrax (European seabass)
Lineage: Eukaryota; Metazoa; Chordata; Actinopteri; Moronidae
Gene: dkk3a
Product: dickkopf WNT signaling pathway inhibitor 3a
Exons: 7
Biological process (GO): negative regulation of canonical Wnt signaling pathway; multicellular organism development
Cellular component (GO): extracellular region
Molecular function (GO): receptor antagonist activity; co-receptor binding
Source: RefSeq, a predicted model, not a curated record